AUGGCUAGGAAUCAGGGGGUUCUCCACUCAGAUCCACAGACGACUCCUCAGAAUCUGCUGUCUUCAUGGCUUUCAAACUCAGGUGCCCCUUGUAAUAAUGUGAGGCCAGCAUCCCCUUCAGUGACACUAACUCUGUCCCAAUCGCCAUUGCCACUUCCAUCUUCAAUCCCGUGGCUACAAGCAGAAAGGGAAUCUGAGAAUACUCCUAUGAUGUUGAGCAGUUUGCUAUCUCAUGGAGCGCCUACACCACGUGGAAAGAAUGGGAUGGUGUCUGAGCUGGUGGGAUGCUGCAGAGAAUUGGAUGAAGGGCACCGCGCAUGGGCAGCUCAGAGGAAGGAAGCGGCUUGGAGGCUUAAAAGGGUAGAGCUGCAGCUGGAAUCAGAGAAGAUGUCUAGGAGGAAAGAUAUUAUUAAUGAGUUUGAUGCAAAGGUGAAAGCUCUUAGAGAAGAGCAGAAAGCUGCAUCAGAUAAAAUUGAAGCUGAAUACAUGAAACAGCUGGCUGGAUUGAGGAGAGAUGCUGAAGCUAAAGAACAGAAGUUAGCUGAUCAAUGGGCUGCUAAACACUUGAAUCUGACCAAGUUUAUUGAGCAGAUGGGAGGACACCGACAUUGCUGA
Messenger RNA from Daucus carota subsp. sativus, 615 nucleotides. Its product is annotated as transcription factor AS1. Lineage: Eukaryota; Viridiplantae; Streptophyta; Magnoliopsida; Apiales; Apiaceae. The transcript has a single exon. Bases 1 to 615 code for a protein of 204 amino acids. The record is from RefSeq and is a predicted model, not a curated record.